Messenger RNA from Guillardia theta CCMP2712, 1872 nucleotides. RefSeq lists its product as hypothetical. NCBI's taxonomy places the organism in Eukaryota, Cryptophyceae, Pyrenomonadales, Geminigeraceae. The record is from RefSeq and is a predicted model, not a curated record. The transcript has 7 exons. Bases 1 to 1872 code for a protein of 623 amino acids.
AUGCGGCGAAACUCAAUGCCGGAGGAUGGGAUGGAAGGGUCCUUGGACUCGCUGCACGGUCUUGCCAUCCCCUUGAUCGGGCAUAGCACUCCGCACUUCCCUGGCAUGGUCCACGCGUCUGAGUUGAGGCAGGAGCAGGAGGGAGAACGAGAGGAGAUGGUGGAUGCUCUGACUCGCAUGUACAGUGGAGGAGAGGAGUGGGGGAGGACAAGAAGCGUGAAAGAGAACGAGAUCUUAGAAGCAGUCAUCAAAGAACACAUCGAGCAUGGAGCUUCGCCGGAAACCACAAGCCCUCUGCACAAGGGACAUGCCUCCUACUCCUCCUCCUCUUCCACCUCGAGGCGCUCUCCUCUCUACCAGUCAAGAUCUCUCGGGUCCUCCAGCAUGGUCGGCAUGCUCGAUCACCUCAACUUCAAUGGGAGCUCCGUCUACAGCCCUCGGGGGAGGACGGACUCCAUGCUCUACCCCGCUAGUCCUUCCUCCAAGACAACAGGCUCCCCUGCUCCUCCCAACUCUGCUCCUUCUGCUCCCUUCGCCGUUCAAGCUGAGAGAGGAUCGGACAUCUUGCAGCCUCGCAGCCGAUCGUUCACGACGCAUCAGACGCGCCAUGACGAAGUUCCCCAUCAUUGGCUGCAGAUGCCGUCUGCUCAGCCCCUCACUUUCAGCUUCUUGCACUCGUCGAGGAUGGAGAGGGGCGACGUGCUGGUAGAUCCAAGAGAUCGGAGCAACAAAGCGACGCUAGUUGAUCACCAGAGCAACAACUUCACGAGCUCGCGCGUGAAUUUGACCAACAGCAGCAGCAACAGCAACAGCAACAGCAACAACAACAGCAACAGCAACAGCAACAGCAACAGCAACAGCAACAACACAAACAGCAGCAACAACAGCAACCCAAACAUCAGCAUUAACAACAGUAACAACAGCAGCAACGGCAGCAACAAUCGAGCCUUGUUGGUCGCAAACCCCACCAUGCCCCCUAACGUCGCGCAAGAAGCCUCCCCGCAGAAACCGAACCUACCUCAACUGGCCAAGUACCUGAAGGAAAGUCCUACCGCUGCCUCCCCUCAGGCGCCUUCGCUGCCACCAGCGCCAGCGCACAAUGGCAGCAAGGCUGGCUCUCCAGCCGAGCAGCGAGCAGCGCCAAUAACCUUGUCGCCAAAGUCGGAGCAGGAGGGACUUCUAACGUGGCACACGACGUUGAAGAGACUAGAGGAGGCGAUGGUGUCUGUCCAGGAUCAACAUCUCAAUGCAGAGGCUGUAGGGCGGGAUGAGAGAAAGGAUGAGAAGGAGGCGACGUCGAAGACGAGAGAGAUGGAGCAGCAGAAGCCCUCUGCUCCUCAUGAGGAGAAGGUGGACACGAUCAUGGAUUGUGUGUCAGACGAUGUUCCCAUGACCUCGUGGGGUGAGGGCAGCAUCUGCAAGUCACCGGCACAGUGCAAACAUCUCCCCGAUUGCUCGAUCCCGUCAGCCGACAGAUUGAAGCAACUCAAUCAGCUGAAAGACAACAAGUCUUUGGUGACGAGCAUCAGCAAUGUGAUGCUGGAUAGAGGGCCCAGACUGAUUCAGCAAGACUUUGGGAUGGUUCAUCCCAUCCUGGGAACAUCUCCCCUCAUCGUUAUCUGCGAUGGUCAUGGAACCGUUCAACUUCGUUCGGAAACUUCCUCUAUGUCGGGGGACAUGCACAGCAUCUUCUAUAAUUUCUUCUCCCUCCAUCGCCAGAAAGACGCGCAAGUCAUCGCGAACGAGCUUAUGGCCCUCCUCAAGCGGAGAGGCCUGGUAGACAACACCAUCUUCGUCGUGAUCAAGAUUGACCAGCUUGGAAACCUCCGAUCGAGCAGCAACAGCGGCAUCUACAUGGCGGGCGAAGGAUGA